AUGAGCUUUGCUCGCGCUUACAUAGCUCCUUUCCACAACUUCUUGACAAUAGAAACAAUUGCAAGCUUGGGCCUCCUUUACUACAUGUUCAUGGUGGGUUUAGAGCUUGAUUUCAAACCAGUAAAACGUGCUGGGAAGAAGGCUCUGAGCAUUGCCCUCGCGGGCCUCAUAGUCACUGUCCCCCUCGGCGCGGCUCUUCAUUACUUUCUUCUUGGCGACGACUCUCGCUGGAAGUACAAGGGCAAAAGGCCCACCAGGUACGGGCCCUUGGUCUGGGGCAUUACCCUCGCCACCACCAGCUUCCUCGACCUAGCUCGAAUCCUCGCCGACCUCAAACUCCUCCAUUCUGAGGUCGGUCGGCUUGCCCUAUCCGCCGCCGUCAUUGCCGAGUUAUGCUCAUGGUUUCUUCUUGUCGUGACCAUGUCGGUAAUGACUGCGGCCGGGUGGCGCGGGUUUGCGACCACCGUGGCCUUUGUAGUUGUCUGUGUUUUUGUUCUUCGGCCUGCUCUCUUGUGGGCAAUCCGCUGCAAAUUUACCGAGAACAAAAAGAAUAAUAAUAACGAUAUGGACCUCAACGUGUGCUUUGUCCUGUUCGGUGUCGUGGUAUUCGGGUUCAUAACGCAAACAUGUGGGUCCCACUUCAUCGUCGGGCCUUUCGUGUUGGGAGCCAUCAUGCCCAAGAAGGGAGAGAUGAAGAAGAUGGUGAUGCAGAGGAUCCAAAACUAUGUGUAUCUGCUCAUGAUGCCCCUUUUCUUCUUGUUCGUCGGGCUAAGGACCGAUUUCAGACAUGUUGUUUAUGAGGACGUUGAGAACCAAGUGCCCUACGGUGCAGCUCACGCGUGCCGUGUCAUGGUGGUUAUCGUUCUGUCUUCCGCUUCUAAGAUUUUCACAACCUUUCUCGUCGCCUUAAUCCACAAAAUUCAACCUUGGGACAGUUUUACUCUUGGGAUACUCAUGAACACUAAAGGAUUAUUGGGACUCAUCAUUCUCAACUCUGCUAAGGACCUACAAGUCUUGGACCACCGAACGUUUGCAGUAAUGAUGAGUGCAAUUUGGCUAAUGACGGUUCCGGUUGGACCCUUCCUAGCCCUGGGUUACAAGACCACGAGGGCUUCCGCACAAUACAAAAUCAGGAACAUACAAAGCUUAGAACCUGAUACCGAGCUUCGAAUCCUCACGUAUACCCACACCUCCAUUAACGUCUCCGGCAUUGUAGACCUCCUCGAGGCUUCAAAUCCAUCCCGACAAUCCUGGAUCUACGUCUUCGCCGUCCAACUCGUGGAGCUCACCGGUCAAGCUUCGGCCAUGCUCAUCGUGCAUGACGCUUGUAAAGCUAACACAAAUCACACCUGGGCCAACACCGAGGCACAACCUGAGCCAUUCACCUCUAGAAAUGCCUUUGAAAGCUACGCCAAGGGAAGAGCAAACGUUUAUGUUCAAGCACUCACGACCGUUUCAGCUUACAACACCAUGCACGAGGACAUAUGCAAUCUGGCCGAGGAGAAGUGCAUCAACCUCAUAAUCAUCCCGUUCCACAUGCAAGCUAAUAUAGAUGGCGCCAUGGAGGAUGCCAACCCUAGUUUGAAGGGCAUCAACAGUAACGUGAUCGAAAAGGCCCCGUGCUCCGUGGCGGUUUUUGUCGACCGCGGGCUUAGUAUGUCCCAUAUGACCGAAUCCUACAAGGACGCCUCCCAGGCCUACCGCCACUUCGCCAUGUUCUUCAUCGGAGGGGCAGAUGACCGCGAGUCGUUAACGUAUGCAUGGAGGAUGGCAGGAAAUCCGAGGGUUAACUUAAAGGUUGUACGGUUUAUCGUUACCCCAAAUAACAACGAAGGCAACAACAAUAAGGAAACUGAUCCAAAGGUAAUGGAAGACAGUGGGAGGGAGAAGCAAAUAGACGAGUUGUACGUGGACGAGUUUAGGCUGAAGUCCAAGCACAACCCCAACAUACAAUUCUUGGAGGAGUCUGUGAAUAGCUGGGAACAAAUUCUGAAUCUCAUAAGGGAGUUGGAGGGUGAAUAUGACUUGUACAUAGUGGGAAGACGGCAUGGAAGCACAUCACCAGCGAAGGCAUUUUCGGAUCAUUAUUUGAGCCAGACUGACGAUCAGCUGGGACCUCUCGGGGAAGCAUUAUUGACUACAAGUUUUGCAAUUAACGCAUCCAUUCUUGUAGUGCAGCAGGGGGCCGCUGUGGAUGAACCAGAGGAUGAAAACGUUUCGGUUAUAUGA
Molecule: messenger RNA, 2229 nt
Organism: Prunus persica (peach)
Lineage: Eukaryota; Viridiplantae; Streptophyta; Magnoliopsida; Rosales; Rosaceae
Product: cation/H(+) antiporter 15
Exons: 2
Coding region: 1-2229 (742 amino acids)
Biological process (GO): proton transmembrane transport; regulation of pH
Cellular component (GO): endomembrane system; membrane
Molecular function (GO): antiporter activity
Source: RefSeq, a predicted model, not a curated record